This is a messenger RNA of Plutella xylostella (diamondback moth), 2769 nucleotides long. Its product is annotated as carboxypeptidase A2. Gene Ontology annotation, molecular function: zinc ion binding; metallocarboxypeptidase activity. NCBI's taxonomy places the organism in Eukaryota, Metazoa, Arthropoda, Insecta, Lepidoptera, Plutellidae. Gene Ontology annotation, biological process: proteolysis. The record is from RefSeq and is a predicted model, not a curated record.
GUCGAUUGUGUUGUAAUUAACACACGUCACCUUUUCCCACCCGUGUUCACACCUUGAUGUAAUAUCACCAGCUAGAUUGGUUGGAUGAAAAUGGGAACCAUAGUAAGUAUAAACGUUGGGGGUUUAUGUGUUAGUUUUCCUGUAUUUGGUCUCGGGUGGUAAGACAGCUCGUUAGAUGGAGAGUAGAGUGGGUUGAAUGCAAACGGGCGGGUUGACCUAGUGCCAUGGUGCGGGCGCAUUGAAAGCGACAUGAGCGCAUAAUGACGGUGGCAGGGAGGCAGCGGCGGCGGCGGCGCGGCGGCGGCACAGUGCGCGCGCAGCCCGCCAUGCGCACACGCUCGUCACAUGGCGCGUGGCCUGGCGCUGCUCACGCUGCUGGCCGUCGCGGCUGCCCUGCGCCGCCGCCCCGCCCGCGACCUCGCCCGCUCAGACUCCUCCGACUCCGACUCCAUGGACCCCUUCAUCCUCCUUGACGAUUAUGACGACUCGUAUGAACCCGUGCCCACUCAGCGACCCCAAAUUAAUAGUGCCAAAGUGAUACUUCGGGCCAAAGGACCCAAAGGAAACUCGACUGUGAAAAACACUAAAAGUGAAAAUAAAAAAACUGUAGUUAAGCCUAUAAACUUUACUCGAGUAGCAAUAAGUGAGAAGCCUCCGCGGCAGCCGUGGAGCAAGGAGGAGCCGCGGCCGCUGGUGGAGGUGUCCCCGCAGUUCGUGCUCAUGGACGCCAGCGUGAAGUACACCACGAGCGCGCGCCCGCCCCCGCGCCGCCCGCCCAGCACGCGCCGCCCGCCCUCCACCCGCCGCCCCACCACCACGCGCCGCCCGCCCUCCACCACGCGCAAGCCAGCUCGCACCACACGCAAGCCGCAAAAAACAACAAAGAAACCACAAAAGAGUACAAAAAAGCCGUGCCCGCCAAAAAACACGGGCUGGUUCUCCUCUUUCUUUCAGGAAAACAAAAAUAAGAAUGUACAAAAGAAGCCAUCAAAGCCUUCCUGGUAUUCAGGCAUCUUCACAAAACUAUACAAAUGGAUUUGGGGCUCCAAGUCGAACAGUGCCCAAGGGACCAGUAGCGGAUGGUUCAGCGGAGCGGCGGCCUGGCUGCAGGAGGAGCCCGCGACCACGACCCCCGCCCCGCCCCCCGCGACUACUGCCCCCGCCCCCACCCCCGCGCCAGCCCCUGCCUGGUACAACAACCUGUUGGACUCCGAGGACGACGACGGUGCCUACACCGUCACCACCACCAAAAAGACGCCCAAAAAAGCUGCGAAGACAACAUACAAAGGGUACCAGUUGCUGCGCGCAUACCCCGACGCGCAGUGGAAAGUACACGAGAUGUUAGACCUCCAGGAUGAGGCCUCGGACUCUGGGCUCAAGUGGUGGACGCAGCCCUCCAUCAACGGCUCCACCGACCUGCUGGUGCCGCCCGACCUGCUGGCUGAUAUCAAGGACCACCUCAAGUCACUCAAGAUCGACUUUGAUGUCGUCAUUUGGGAUCUGCAGAAAGCGAUAAUGUACGAGAACCCGCGCUUAUCCAAGAAGCAGAGGAUAGAGCUGGAGCAGUUAAGAGGACACCCCAUGACGUGGCGCCGCUACCACCGGUAUGCGGACAUCCUGCGCUAUCUGGAGUACCUGCAACACUCCUAUGCGGACCUGGUCGAGCUUAUCCCUCUCGGACGCUCCUCGGAAGGACUGCCUUUAGUUGCCGUUAAGGUGGCUUUACCUAAAAACGAUACCCAGUACAAAGAUUUAAGUGCAAAAGGGUACAAAAAGAAAUGGAAACUACGAUCCCAGAUGAAACCCGCCGUGUGGGUCGAGGGAGGGGCGCACGCGCGAGAGUGGAUCGCGCCGGCCGUCGCCUCGUGGAUGCUGCAUACCCUCGUAGAAGGAGAAAAGGGGCUAGGCACGGAGCUGGAGAUGCUGCGACAGGCGGACUUCUACAUAAUGCCGGUGAUGAACCCGGACGGGUACGAGCACACGCACACGCACGACCGCCUGUGGAUGAAGACGCGCUCGCGCCACGCCGACGCCGCCGACGACUACUCCAGCUGGUUGCCGUGGAACUGGGGCCGCAGCACGGACUGUGUGGGAGUGGACGCGGACCGCAACUGGGACUACCACUGGGGCGAGCGGGACGCCUCGAGGGACCCCUGCGCCGACAACUACGCCGGCCCGCACCCCUUCAGCGAGCCCGAGACACGCGCCGUGUCCGCCUUCCUCGCCGAACAUAGGGACCGGAUUAAGGUGUACAUCUCGCUGCACGCGUACUCGCAGGCGUGGCUGGUGCCCAGCUCGCAUGCGCACGCGCAGUUCUCGGACGACGGCGUGCUCAUGGAAAUGGGGAAAUUGGCGACGGCCGCGCUCGCCGACCUCUACGGCACUAAAUACCAAGUGGGCACAGCGGCGGACAUCCGGCAGCCGGCGUCGGGCAUGUCGCACGACUGGGCCAAGGCGCGCGCGGGGGUCAAGUUCUCCUACCACGUGGACCUGCGCGACUCCUUCGGGCCCUACGGCUUCCUGCUACCCGGCUCGCAGAUUGUCUCCACCGCCAAGGAGACCUGGCAGGCCAUCAAGGCCAUCGUCGACAAUCUAACGCCAGGAUAGAAAAUUAUUUAAUAGUAGUUAAAAUAAAUGGGAUGUGAUUAGUUAUUUAUUCUGUAGAUUACUUAGGUCCUAACCUUACAAAUGCUCAACAUAUUUUAAAGUAGCCAGUAGUUAUACCUCUUGUAAGAAAGUACUUUAAUAAAAUACGUGAGCAAUAAACUU